GUGCUUGUAGCGCGGCGGUUCCCGGCGGCCCCCGGGGCGGGCGGGUGGCGGCUGUUCGUCGCCCGGCGCUCGCUCGCUCGCUCGUCCGUUCUGCUCGCUUGGUGGGCGGGCGGGCGGCCGGCGCGAUGUCGGGCGAGGACUGCCCGGCAGCGGGCCCGGGGGCGACGGCGGCGGCGGCGGCAGCCCGCGAACGGCGGCAGGAGCAGCUGAGGCAGUGGGGGGCGCGGGCGGGGUCUGAACCGGGCCCCGGGGAGCGUCGCGCCCGCACCGUCCGCUUCGAGCGAGCCGCCGAGUUCCUGGCGGCCUGUGCGGGCGGCGAUCUGGACGAGGCUCGCCUGAUGCUGCGCGCAGCCGACCCUGGCCCCGGCCCGGGUGCUGCGUCCGACCCCGCCGUCCCGCCGCCUGCCCGCGCGGUGCUCGACUCCACCAACGCCGACGGCAUCAGCGCCCUGCACCAGGCCUGCAUAGAUGAGAACCUGGAGGUGGUGCGUUUCCUGGUGGAGCAGGGUGCUACUGUGAACCAAGCGGACAACGAGGGCUGGACGCCUCUGCAUGUGGCUGCCUCCUGUGGGUACUUGGACAUUGCCAGGUACCUCCUGAGCCAUGGAGCCAACAUUGCCGCUGUCAACAGUGAUGGAGACCUGCCUUUGGACCUGGCUGAGUCGGAUGCCAUGGAGGGGCUGCUGAAGGCAGAGAUCACCCGCCGAGGUGUGGAUGUCGAGGCAGCCAAGCGGGCUGAGGAAGAAUUGCUGCUUCAUGACACAAGGUGCUGGCUGAAUGGGGGUGCCAUGCCAGAGGCCCGGCACCCCCGGACCGGGGCCUCUGCUCUGCACGUGGCUGCUGCCAAGGGCUACAUCGAGGUGAUGAGGCUGCUACUCCAAGCUGGCUACGACACAGAGCUCCGGGAUGGAGAUGGCUGGACACCCUUGCAUGCAGCAGCCCACUGGGGUGUGGAAGACGCCUGCCGUCUCUUGGCUGAGCAUGGUGGGGGCAUGGAUUCGCUGACCCAUGCGGGGCAGCGUCCCUGUGACCUGGCUGAUGAGGAGGUGAUGAACCUUUUGGAGGAACUGGCCCAGAAACAGGAGGACCUUCGGAACCAAAAGGAAGCCUCUCAGAGCCGAGGCCAAGAGCCACAGGUGCCCUCAAACAGCAAGCACAGGAGGAGCUCCGUGUGUCGUUUGAGCAGCCGUGAGAAGAUCUCCCUGCAGGAUCUGUCAAAGGAGCGCCGGCCUGAUGGGGCAGGGGGUCCCCCUCUUCGGGACGAAGAUGAGGGAGAAGAAGCCCCAGCUGAUCACCCACCUGUGGAACCAAGAGCCCUCAAUGGCGUGUCUUCCCCUGUGUCCUCCAGCCCCAAGAGCCCUGUGCUGCCAGAAGACGCUCCCUUCUCCAGGCGCUUUGGUCUCCAGAAGACAGGGAGCUCUGGUGCCCUGGGUCCCUCAGAAAGGAGGGCUGCAGAGGAAGUUCUCGGUCUGCAGCGCUCAGCCUCUUCCUCCCUCCUUGAAAAGACCUCCUCUCGGGCCAGGGAGCCCCGUCUUGCCAGAAUAACUCCUACCCCUGCCCGGAAAGUGCCAGAGCCCUCUUCCCUGUGUGAGGCUGCCACGCCUCCUUCUUUGGGUCACUCCGCCCCACCCUCCAGGACGGAGCCUGGAUCCCCAGUGAAGCCAAAUGUCCUCUCGGCCUCUGCAGCACCCCCGGCUGAGUCCAGGGAUCGUAGGAGGUCCUACCAGAUGCCUGUGCGAGAUGAGGAGUCUGAGUCUCAGCGGAAGGCUCGCUCCCGCCUUAUGCGGCAGUCUCGGAGGUCCACACAGGGUGUGACUUUGACAGACUUGAAGGAAGCUGAGAAGGUGGCAGGGAAGGCCCCUGAGCCAGAGCAGCCUGUCGUGCCCAGCUUGGACCCUUCUCAGAGACCUGGGGUCCCCGGCGUGGAGAAUGCUGAGGGCCCUGCCCAGAGAGCAGAGGCGCCCGAAGGGCAGGGCCAGGGACCACAGGCGGCCAGGGAGCACCGAAAGGUCGGCCAUGAGCGGAGGGGGCCAGCAGAGGGGAAGGAGGCGGGACCAGCAGAAAGGAGCCUGGAGUGCAGCACUGUAGAUGGCGGCUCCACUUCCCGCAGGCAGCGUUCGCAGAGAGACCUCAAUCCAGAAUCCAAGCAGGAACACGAAGAGCCUGAUGGAAGCUUCCGGAAGCUGUACAUGGAGCUUCGAAGGGAGAAUGAGCGGCUUCGUGAGGCCUUGACAGAGACCACCCUGCGGCUGGCGCAGCUCAAGGUGGAGCUGGAGCGGGCCACACAGCGGCAGGAACGCUUUGCUGAGAGGCCCGCCCUCCUGGAGCUGGAGAGAUUUGAGCGGAGGGCCCUGGAGCGCAAGGCUGCAGAGCUGGAGGAGGAGCUCAAGGCCCUGUCCGACCUCCGGGCCGACAACCAGCGGCUCAAGGAUGAGAAUGCAGCACUGAUCCGCGUCAUUAGCAAACUAUCCAAGUGACUCUGGAGAAGUUCCCGCACCGCAUUUAUGCAGCUGCUUUUGACACACGCACCCCUUCCCCCGAGUGAACAUGAGUGACAGGGCUCCGGGGGAAGUUGUUGAGAAGCCAUAACCUCCUCUCCGGACCUCAGAACCGGGAGGAAAGCACAGAGUCCCCAGGAACCAAGGCGGGCCCUUUGAGGCCAGGAUGGAGGUGGGAGGCUGAGCCAGGUAGGGAGACGUUGCUGAGAGUGGGCAGGCACCAGAGAUGGGACCAAGAAGGAAGCAAGGACCAAGAAACACAGGAUCAGUAUUCAGGAGCAGAGUGGCUGCCCCGGGGUCCCACCUCACGUGUGAUGCUACCCAGCACCCCUCCCCUCCCCAGCAGGGAUCCAGGAAUGUGCCAAGAGCCCGCUGGCCUGGCCAGGCGGGCCGUAUAUAGGGUCCAUGUGCAAUAGGGAGGGUGUCUUCUGUUUUUGCUGCCCCCUUCCCACCCAUGUCUGGGGAGGGGGAGAAGGUAUUUUUGAGACAAAGCACAGGCACCACAAAUAAAGUCGUGACAUUGCCACUCAG
Molecule: messenger RNA, 3029 nt
Organism: Onychomys torridus (southern grasshopper mouse)
Lineage: Eukaryota; Metazoa; Chordata; Mammalia; Rodentia; Cricetidae
Gene: Ppp1r12c
Product: protein phosphatase 1 regulatory subunit 12C
Exons: 22
Coding region: 126-2477 (783 amino acids)
Biological process (GO): signal transduction
Cellular component (GO): cytoplasm
Molecular function (GO): enzyme inhibitor activity; phosphatase regulator activity; protein kinase binding
Source: RefSeq, a predicted model, not a curated record